Aedes albopictus (Asian tiger mosquito) is the source of this 728-nucleotide messenger RNA. It is a transcript of the gene AIMP3, whose product is annotated as eukaryotic translation elongation factor 1 epsilon-1-like. Gene Ontology annotation, cellular component: aminoacyl-tRNA synthetase multienzyme complex; cytoplasm; nucleus. The transcript is spliced from 4 exons. Gene Ontology annotation, biological process: positive regulation of DNA damage response, signal transduction by p53 class mediator. Bases 142 to 684 code for a protein of 180 amino acids. Lineage: Eukaryota; Metazoa; Arthropoda; Insecta; Diptera; Culicidae. The record is from RefSeq and is a predicted model, not a curated record.
UCUUUUCCCAUUUGCUAUACAGUGAUACCAAAACAUACGUUUGUCCGGCGGCUUCCACGCAGUAAAGAAAAUAAUUAAUAAUAUAGCAGCUAAUUAUCCAAUUUGAAGAUUCAAUCAACUGUGAGCUUGUAAAUAGUGGAAAUGGCUAGCGUUGAACAAGUUACCAAAGCCGCCAAUUUCAUGAAGGUCGCUGCAGGAAAGAUAGGAUAUAAUUCUGAAAAGAUCAUAACAAGAUAUGCACCUAAAACCAACGAAAGUGUAUCUGGAUUCUCUUCAAUUAUUCAAUCCAUCGCACGCGAAAGCAAAAACGAAGUUAUACGCGAUAGUUUUUCCGAUAUUGAGACAGAACUUCAGGUCGCACAAUGGGUUGAUUAUUCUGUGCUGUAUGUUUCGCCGGCCGCCAAAGACAAACACGUUGCGAAAGCACUGUUGGAGGAGCUCAACAAAUAUCUGGAAAGUCGUUCCUACUUGGUAAAUCACAAAUUGACCCUGGCAGAUGUAGUGGUGUUUUACGCUAUCCAGAACUCAAUGGUUAACCUACAGCCACUGGACAAGGAGUAUUACCUGAACGUCUCACGAUGGUUCGACCAUUUACAGCAGCAAAAAGCAAUUCGUCAGGAUGAAAAUUUGAUCAACUUUUCAACCUUGCAUUUACUUGGCUGGGCAACUGGCACACAUGUUUAAAAUCUAAUCUGAAUUUGAAUAAAUAGAAUAUGAUACCAUUUGAA